Molecule: messenger RNA, 3902 nt
Organism: Puntigrus tetrazona (Sumatra barb)
Lineage: Eukaryota; Metazoa; Chordata; Actinopteri; Cypriniformes; Cyprinidae
Product: neuronal migration protein doublecortin-like
Exons: 7
Coding region: 182-1255 (357 amino acids)
Biological process (GO): retina development in camera-type eye; intracellular signal transduction; photoreceptor cell development
Cellular component (GO): axoneme
Source: RefSeq, a predicted model, not a curated record
CGCGGUGUGCCGGUAAGGAAGGCAUCGCAGUCAGAGCAGCAGCUGAAGCGGCAGACAAAGACACGGAGCUCAGCGCGAUCCUGCAGCAUCCACGCCCACCCACACACACUCACACAGCAGCAUUACAAGCUCACUGUACCACUGACCCAUAAUUCCUCAGUACAAGACCUUCACCACCACUAUGGAUGCCCCCUCUGAACAUGUUGCCAUGGAGCUGGACUUCGGCCAUUUUGAUGAACGGGACAAGACGUCUCGUACCCCACGAGGUGGACGUGCCAAUGGUCUCCCCAGUCCCACCCACAGCGCUCACUGCAGUUUUUACCGUACACGCACCCUCCAGGCACUGACCAGCGAGAAAAAGGCUAAGAAGGUCCGAUUUUACCGCAAUGGUGACCGCUACUUCAAGGGCAUUGUGUAUGCAGUGGCCAGUGACCGUUUCCGCACAUUUGAUGCUCUACUGGCUGACUUAACCCGCUCUCUGUCUGAUCAUAUCAAUCUGCCACAAGGGGUCAGAUACAUUUUUACCAUCGAUGGAACAAGGAAGAUUAGCACAAUGGAUGAGCUAGAGGAAGGUGAGAGCUAUGUUUGUGCAUCUGAGAACUACUACAAGAAAGUAGACUACACUAAAAAUGUAAACCCCAACUGGUCAGUGAAUGUGAAAGCUUCAGCCAGCCAGAAGAACAUGCUAGCUAACCGCACAGCUAGCGAGCCGAGGGAGAACAAGGAGUUUGUGCGACCGGAGUUGGUGACUGUGAUGAGGAGCGGAGUGAAGCCACGGAAGGCUGUUCGUGUACUGCUCAAUAAGAAGACAGCACACUCUUUUGAGCAGGUGCUCACCGACAUCACAGAGGCCAUUAAACUCGAAAGCGGAGCAGUGAAAAGGAUCUAUACACUGGAUGGCAAACAGGUGACCUGCUUGCAAGAUUUUUUUGGUGAUGAUGAUGUUUUCAUUGCCUGUGGACCAGAAAAAUUUCGCUAUGCACAGGAUGACUUCUCCCUGGAUGAAAACGAGUGUCGCGUUAUGAAGGCCCCCAAAGGACAGAGGGGCUCUACUAAGAGUCCCGGUCCCGUUCGACGCUGCAAGUCACCGGCUGAUUCCACUAAUGGAACAGGCUCCAGUAGUCAGCUCUCUACUCCCAUCUCUAAGCAAUCUCCCAUCUCGACCCCAACUAGCCCUGGCAACACUCGCAAACAGAAGGAUUUAUACUUGCCUUUGUCUCUGGAAGAUGAUGAUUCACAGGGGGAGUCCAUGUAGACUCUCCGUUUCCUGUAUGUCAGUCAACAUGCCAGUCACAAAGGUAUAUCUGGUGCUAUCUGUCUUGAAAACAUCAAAAUCACCACCCUAGUGACCAGGGUGAAUGCACGCAUCACCUUUGCUGCCCCUUGGCCAUAAGGCUUUAGACCUCGAGGCUUUGCAGCGAUGGUCAGUGCACUAUUUGCUGCUUGAGAAUUUGUCACAUUCAUUUUCAGUGUUUUGAUAAUAGAUUUUUAGUGACUGAUGAAAAGUAGUAUAUGCAGGGCAUAUAUUGCAGUUUGUAUUGUAACAACAAACUCCUAAAUUUGUACACAUAGUCUGCUGUUGAAAUUCAUUUUAUAUGUAUGAAAAAUUUGAGCAUACAGCAGGUCGGUUUAGCUGUUUAAACAUUCAACCUUAAUUUUUUUAGACCAAUAAUUUAGACUUUUUCAUAUUGCCUUUUUUAAAAGCUUGGUCUUAUGAAUUCCAAGCAGCAAAUAGUAAUUUUUACAAUGGUGUGAUUGUCUGACUUGUACAAAAACAAAAAAGAACAAAAAAAAAAGCCAACGUUAACAAUUUUCACCAUUAACAAUUUUUAUUAUUCUCUUUUUGUAACCCUCUCUCUUUCACUUGCUCUCUCUGUGCAAUGGUUUAGUGUGUUUUAAAGCCAUUAAGGUUGAAAUAGAACCCACAGAAAUAUUCAUAUCGUCAUAUCACUGUAAAUAAUGUGUACAGCCUACUCUACUCCAUUAACACCAUUAAAACGUAAACAUAAUCUUAAAUGCUCAUAGCUCUGAAGGUAAUCAUUGCAAAUUGAGAGGAGGGGCCAAAAGCCAUUUAAUAAGGUCCUUUUACUUUGAAAAUAAAUAAAAAUUAGGUAAUUAGGUAAGCCAGUUCUCACUAUUAAAGCUUUAAUUCACCCCCCAAAAAAUGCCUGUGUUUUACUCACCUUUGAAGUAUAUGUGAAAUAUAUGUGACUUUCUUCUUUCAGAAAAAUCCAGUCUGAGUUAUAUUUGUAUGAUAAAUAUUAAUAUUUUAAACAUAAUACACAUUUUUGUCUUACUUCAGCAGCAACACAGGUAUACAUAAAAACUUCUUGUAGCUUCAUAAAGUGAAGUUUAAACAAUUGAUGUUACAUGGACUAUUUUAAUGAUGUCCUUACUAAAUUUGGGUGUGGCCUAAUAUGUGGUAAUUGCAUUGCUGUCUAUGGAGGGUCAGAAAGCUCUCUGAUUUGAUGAAAAAUAAAAUUAUUUUCUGUUGUGAAGAUGAGGUGCAUAAAGGUGAGUAAAAGGUGCAACAACAUGAGAAAAAAAUAUUUUGGGGUGAACUAACCUUUUAAUAGUUAGUUAAUAGCAAGAAUUGGACCUUAAAAUAACGUGACCACAAGCAUAUACAUUUUUUUUAAGUUGUUUUUUUAUGUAAAAAAAUACCUUUAGUUAAUAACAGCAGAUUUAUUGUCUGCUAUUUUUUGAAGUGAUUUAAGGAAAUAGAAAAAUGGAAACCAGUAUGACUUUGUUUCUAAAAUAGCAAAUAUAAUAAAAGGUUGUCCAUUUAAUACAUGCUUCUUCUGAAGACAUAUCAUUGACCAGGAUUUACCAAAAUUUCUUAUUUACUAAAAGCCUUUCUCUGUGGUACAGCUUUUUUAAUGGCAUCAAAAAAGAGGUUGCCAGGUUUUAUUCAAUUGGCUGUCAAUUGGUGUUAUAACCAAUUGUGACAUCAAAUAAGCAGGGAAGGGACUGGUUUAUUUUUAUUUUAUUUUCAAACAAAGCUAUUACAAGUCAUAUGAUCCACAUUUAUGGUGCUGAUUUGAAGCUCCAAUGUUUUUUAACAAAAGAGUAGCAUGAACAUUCUUCUAAUUUGUCCAAGAUAAGGGAAAAAAGGAUGAAUUUGAAAACACCUUGUAAGGUAGAGUGUCAUUUUUUCAGAAAGCCAAAGUUAUGUUGAAAAGAGGGAAGCUGAAAACUAAUAUCUUCACUCCCCAUUGGUUAUGUACUUACUGAACUUUCUCAUUCAUUGCUUUCAUUUAAAGAUAAACAGAAUAUCACACCUGAACAUUUACAUAUUUAAAAAAAUGACUAUAUAUGAUAAAAGUACUCAAUGGAUAUCAAAAUUCAUAAUUUCUCAAUUACAUUACAGUGAUCUCUGCAAGUAUUGUGAUAUCUGUUGAUCAUCUCUUUGACAGACCUAGCACAAUGAAACUACACACACACAAUUUCCAUUCUCUUAAUUUCCACUGAAUAUUCAUAUUCAUAUUCUAUAUUUUUCACCUUCCAUGGUGCCUUUUUAAAACCAUCCUUUGUGAAAAAAAAAUCAAAACAACUGAAGAAAAAAAAUCUAAAAGAAAACUAAAACACGCUCAUCUGUCACUUGUUUACUGUACCUUUUUGCAUUGUUUGAUAUAAAGUGGGGCUCAAACAUUAACUAUAACUACAAACUCUGUAACCUGUUACUGUAGUAGUUUAUCAGGGUAAUUACUUAGACAUGGUGCAGAUGCUUUAUUUUCUCCUGUAGUGCUGUAAACACAGUUGUUUGUGUACUGAUAUUUUUGAGCUUGGGGACAUAAAAAAAAAAUCUGACUUCCUCUGACUAUCAUGUACUUCCUGCUGUAUCAUCGUAACUUGUUUUGGUGAUGUCAUUCUGUGUAUUAAACUUCUCUUUACUAUUAAAA